Messenger RNA from Cynara cardunculus var. scolymus (artichoke), 1461 nucleotides. Its product is annotated as probable protein phosphatase 2C 47. The transcript has 4 exons. NCBI's taxonomy places the organism in Eukaryota, Viridiplantae, Streptophyta, Magnoliopsida, Asterales, Asteraceae. Gene Ontology annotation, molecular function: cation binding; protein serine/threonine phosphatase activity. Gene Ontology annotation, biological process: protein dephosphorylation. The coding region runs from base 1 to 1161 and encodes 386 amino acids. The record is from RefSeq and is a predicted model, not a curated record.
AUGGGUCCUGGGACUGAUGUGUGGCCUCAAUGUACUUCAUUGGAUAUUGGGUAUUCAAAGGAAUGUGCUCCUGCAAUGGAAGAAGAUGAAGAGCCUGAGGAUUCAGAUAACAUCAACCAACCAAAGGCUGCUAAGCCUCCACGGAAUCUUCAGCCAAUGCGGCAUUGUAUCAGCCAGGCAAUGUUGGCUGGCACCUCUGAUUCGAAAUCAACAAACGAAGGUACUGGACUGAAGUCACAGCAAAACGAGAGAUCUCCAUAUUUGCCUGUCUUUCGUUCAGGAAGCUGUUCUGAGAUGGGUCCAAAACCAUACAUGGAGGACGAAUAUAUUUGUGUAGAUGAUCUUCGAGAACAUUUAGAUACACAACCGGAUUACCCUUUUCAUGGAGCUUUUUAUGGGGUGUUUGAUGGACAUGGUGGCAUUGAUGCUGCAUCGUUUACCAAAAGAAACAUUCUUGAGUUCAUUCUUGAGGACUCUAGCUUCCCAAAGGCGGUAAAGAAGGCGGUCAAGAAUGCUUUUGCCAAAGUUGAUCAUGCAUUAGCCGACACUAGAUCUCUCGAUAAUUCCUCUGGAACUACUGCUUUGAUUGCCCUCAUUCUGGGAAGAAAUAUGUUAAUUGCAAAUGCUGGGGACUCGAGAGCUGUACUAGGCAAGCGAGGAAGAGCAAUCGAACUCUCAACAGACCACAAACCAAGCUGCACAUCCGAGAAGCAGAGAAUCGAGAAGCUUGGCGGCGUGAUUUACGACGGCUAUCUCAACGGUCAACUAUCGGUAGCACGUGCACUAGGAGACUGGCACAUGAAGGGACCAAAAGGUUCAGAUGGUCCGUUGAGCGCGGAGCCAGAGCUCGAAGAAGUAACCUUAAACGAAGAAGAUGAGUUUUUGAUCAUUGGGUGUGACGGUUUGUGGGACGUGAUGAGCAGCCAAUACGCAGUGACGAUUGUAAGAAAGGAACUUAUGCUACAUAACGAUCCGGAAAAAUGCUCUCGAGAACUCGUCAGAGAGGCUUCGAAGCGGAAUAGUUGCGAUAAUCUGACGGUCGUGGUGGUCUGUUUCUCGUUGGACCCGCCACCGAAGAUCGAAAUACCGAAAAUGCACAGGCGGAGGAGCAUAUCGGCCGAAGGACUGGAUGUUCUAAAGGGUGUUUUGGGUAACGUGUGAAAAAGCAAACAAAUGCCCCCAACACCGGGGUCACUGUCAGCUUUUUCGGUAACUGUGAGUGUCUAAAGCAGCUUGGGCACUACGGAUUUGAAACAGAAGAGCUCUUACUUGCGAGAUUUUGACUUCCAUAUUGUUGAGUUUCUAGCAGAAGUUGUACAAAAUUUUUGCACCACUAGUCUUCCAUUUAUUAUUUUUGAUAUACAUAUUUUUGGUUUUAUGUUACAAGAUAAUAAAACUUGUAAUUUCAAGUUUCUGAUAUGUCAAUUUUUGCUCUAAGUAGUCAUCUUUUCCAAGAUUUCU